AACCUUGGGAAAUCAUUUGUUUUGUCGGCAACAUUUAAGUCAUAUAUCUCACAAGUUAAAGUAUGAUGGGAUGUCGACAUUCCGGAUGAUUCCAGAUGAUUGAUAAGGAUGGAAUUGAUGUUUCUGAUUGAAAUGAUUAAUUGAAUCUGAUUUUCAAUUUCCUACUUCCAGAUAUUCUGCCUUCAAUAUCUCCACCGCCUUCAAAGCCACGAGAACAAGCAAUGAAUGUAUGAAGCAUGAAAGAUGCCUCCGCCAAUAGUAAGUUCUAUACUCUUUUGAUUGGCAAUUCCAAUAUUAAUAACUAGAUAGACACCAUCACCCCAUCGAUUUGUGAUCAAGAAACAACCUCCACCACCACGAUCUCAACUCGCAGAAGAAUCAACUCCUCGUCCAGCAAACAUCCAACAAUUUAACACUACUCCUCGAUUUACAUUUUCUUCUACACCAAAACCUCCUGGCACACAGAAUGUAUCAUCAUCUAUACCUGUGGGACGAUACUUAACACCAGCUCGCCAAACACCAAAACCAAAAGAGAUUAUCGAUGAUCCAUCAGAUGAAUACCCAGCGCAUCUUCCUCUUCACGAUUCGAUCGAAACACAAGAUGAAUUUGGUACGGAAAUAGGAUUUCCAGCCGAAGGCACAGAAGAUGAUUAUGAAAUAAAUCCACGUUCGUCUAAACGUCGACGAAUUUCACUUUCUCCAGGAGAUAUCAUCUCAGAAGAAACGGAUGAUUUACUAUCCUCCUCUCUCCCUAUAGUUUCUUCACCAAUUUCCCAUCGACAGAAUCCAAUUACAUCUACCACCAGCAAACCCAAAUUUCUCCUCUCAACUCCACUACUUCCAUCAACACCUCAAUCUACCACUGCAACCACUUUUCUCAAACCCCCUCGUUUUCGUCCUCCUGAUCCUGCUGAAACACAUCGGAGUAUCGAUCCAUUACCCGAACAAUUUUCUCCCCAUAGAAAGGGACGACAAUAUGUGAAUGGUGGAUUAGCAGCAGAAGUUAGGGAUUGGUUGAUUAAUAUUGAUUCUUCCUUCUCUUCCUCUUUUUCUUCCUCUUCACAUAAACCUAAUACAAAAGGAACGAAAAAUAAAGAUAGAGAAUGGAUUGUGAAGAUUGAAGUGGAGGAAAUUAGUGCAGGUGGGAGGGAAAUGUGUUUAGUGAGGGGAAGACAGGCGCGUGAUUUGGAUGGAGAGGAGAUACUGGAUGGUUUGGAGGAUGUGAGGGUUUUGUUGGCUGGGGAAGGAACGGGGAUAGGGUUACAGAGGGGAAAGGAAGUCCAGGUUGGAGAAAUCGUGGGGAUUAAAGGACCAGUUUGGGAGAUUGUUGUUGAGGGGUGAAAUGGGGUGUUGGGGUUGAUUGGAAGGUUUUAUGAUGAUGUGUGAAGUGUGAGGUGUGAAGUGGGAUAUGAUAUCUGGAAUGAAUGUAGUGUGAAAUCGGUAGAAUUUUCAGGUAAAACCUGGUUGCCUGCUCUUCUCAGUUUGGAGAUCACUUGCUUGCUUGCUUGCUUGCUUGGUGGCCAAAUAGCGGUAUUAUUACAACUAGAAAAGGUUACAUUAAAACUCUAUUCUACGAAUAUAUAA
Messenger RNA from Sclerotinia trifoliorum, 1584 nucleotides. Lineage: Eukaryota; Fungi; Ascomycota; Leotiomycetes; Helotiales; Sclerotiniaceae. The record is from the annotation of a GenBank genome assembly.